This is a messenger RNA of Bactrocera tryoni, 3304 nucleotides long. It is a transcript of the gene Sb, whose product is annotated as serine proteinase stubble. The record is from RefSeq and is a predicted model, not a curated record. The transcript is spliced from 8 exons. Lineage: Eukaryota; Metazoa; Arthropoda; Insecta; Diptera; Tephritidae. Gene Ontology annotation, molecular function: serine-type endopeptidase activity. Gene Ontology annotation, biological process: proteolysis. The coding region runs from base 1 to 3300 and encodes 1099 amino acids.
AUGUGGAAUAGUAAUAAUUGUUAUAGUCGAAGAUGGCUAGUCACGGACACGAGACAAGUGGGCAUAGAAAGCAGAAGAGAUCGGUAUCAACUGUCCAACAGAACACAGAAAUCUACACAAUCGCUAGAAAUAGCAGCGACGUCAACUUUGCAACAACCGCGACAUACUAAACGCAAAUGCCGACGAUUAUGCGACGCACGCGCGGAACAUACCGAGCAGUCCGAGGUAUGGCUACCGCAAAUGUCAACCACGGCGUAUGCGGCAGAUGGAAAAGGGCUGCUGUGCAGACAGCCUCCGCGAUUGCCACGAACGGCGUCAUAUACAACCGCAUCGUUAUGGUCGGACCUAAAGUCCUCAAUAGCGCCUGCCCAGCGCACACGAGUCAACGCUUGCCUAAACCAAAUAAUAGAAGUAUUACUAGCCUUACUAUUAGCCAAUUGUCUGAUGCAGCUAUGCGGACAACUGCCCACAGCGACAGCCGCAUUCGACGCGCCAACGGCGAGCGAUACACUUGCCGAAGCAUACAACUUCUACACGAGUAGCAGGCUGAGCCAACGCGGCGACGACGACGACGACGACGAUGAUGAGUACGCGGACGCUUAUAGCAACAACUAUCGCCAACCGCACAGCAUCGGCGGCAAUGCGGCGUUUGCAUUCAACGCGUUGCAAUUGCCAUCGGCUGCCACGCUGGCUGCAGCUGGCGCUUACAACGUACCAGAUGGUGAUGCCGCGUUGUCGGUGAAUCAGCUGCAACGCAGUCAAAAUUUCAAAAUUAGUCAGAAGCCCUGCUCGAUUGGACGCAUCGAGGGCACUUGCAUGUUCGUGUGGGAGUGCAUCAAGUCGGAGGGUCGGCAUGUCGGCAUGUGUGUGGACUCGUUCAUGUUCGGUUCGUGUUGUGCGCACAAUUAUACGGAGAAUAUUGUAAUGCCGCAGACGUUCUCCUACACACGUCCCACCAAACCUCUGGGCAUUGGCGGUGUGAAUCAUCGACCUCGACCGCCGCAUCAGCCACACAAGCCUAGUAUAAGUGGUAUGACUACUAUUGAGCGGCCGCAUGGCGCUGGAACGCUGGUCAUACGUCCAUCUGGGCCGCAUCAUCAAGGCGCUUUGUAUAAGCCUCAGUACAUGAAACCCUCAACUGUGGGCACAACCACAUCUUUCUCCGCCUCUCACUCAGCAGCGACGACAACGACGACAACCACUUCAACUGAGGACUCCAAUGCGUUGUGGACCUCGAAUGCAGUAUUGCAAGAUUUGCAGCCGGCAGCGGCCACGGCGUCAAAUCAAUGGAAUACAUCACCACAGCUGACAGCCGUAACGCAACACCACUGGCACAUGACGACUGAGCCAAAUUUUAUUACCAAACCGCGGCCGCCCAGCUGGGAGAAACCGACCGGUAUGCGUCCCUCGAAGCCAGCAAAGCCAACAAAGAAACCCAUCUUGCCACAGCCGCAAUUGCCUAGCUACCAAGUGACGCAACAACAGCAACACACCACAGCGGGUAUUGUGUACACGACGCGAAAGCCAGUGCCGUCGACAUCUACGCAGUCAGCGACAGUCAAACCGUCCGCAUCGCCCUCAUCAGCGGCGGCCAGUGCACCAACAACGCCAAUAUCGGCGCUGUCGUUGACGCGUCCACAACCACCAUACACCGCCUCCUCUGCGUCUUUCGCCACUUCUGCGACUUCGUCAUCGUCCGGCACUAACUUGUGGCAACAACAACAGCAACAGCAGCAACACCAAUACCAACACCAUCAGCAACAAUAUCGACCGCCGCCUGUUUAUGCGAAGCCACCAACGAAAGUGCCAGCCACAUCACUGGCGACCACCAGCGGCACUGCGAGCGCGACAACAACUACAACGGGUACAACAACAACGACAAGCACGCGAUUACCAACAAGCAGUACUACGGUAAAAACGACAACGCGUCCUUACACGCGCCCAACCACGCCCAAUUGGGUCAUUAGCGAAAGUGGUGUGCCCAGCGGCGUCGGCGACGGCACAAUUUAUCCACUGCACUCGUCGUCUACAGGCAAACCAACAACAGCAAUAACGACCACAACAACAACAACGCAAAAAUAUAGACCCACUUCGUCAUCAUCCACUUCGUCAACGUCGUCAUCAUCAUCAUCAUCGGCGCAUACAACCGGCUCAAUGUCGCCCAUUAGACCCACUCAACGGCCCACUUGGUCGCAAACGACACCGACACGGCAACCACCAGCAUCGAAGCCGCCAGCAUCAACCACCUCAUCAUCAUCAUCAACAACUUCAGCAUCAUCAUUAUCAUCUUCCACAUCAUCACAUUCCGCUUCCUCAUCAUCAUCGCUCUCACCACCCGCUUCACCAUCUACAGCUGUCACUGCAACGCAUAAUGUGCCCACUUAUGGACAUUAUCCGCAUCCGAGGCCGCCGUCGCAGCAGCAGACAUUGUCGCACCACAAUCUGACGACGAUCGAAUCGAAUGAGAUCUCCGAUAGUUUGACCAAUAAUAGCACCGCUAUUAAAAUCAUCACGGCCGCACGUAGCGAAUGUGGUAUUCCGGUUUUGGCGCGUCCAGAGACACGCAUUGUGGGCGGCAAGAGUGCGGCGUUCGGUCGUUGGCCUUGGCAAGUGUCGGUGCGUCGUACAACGUUUUUCGGCUUCUCGAGUACGCAUCGCUGUGGUGGCGCGUUGAUCAAUGAGAAUUGGAUCGCAACUGCGGGACAUUGCGUCGAUGAUCUACUCAUCUCUCAGAUGCGCAUACGCGUCGGCGAAUACGACUUCUCACACGUGCAAGAGCAACUACCGUACAUCGAACGUGGUGUGGCCAAAAAAGUCGUACAUCCCAAAUAUAAUUUCUUCACCUACGAAUAUGACUUGGCCUUGGUGAAACUGGAGCAACCGGUGGAAUUUGCACCGCACGUCAGUCCCAUCUGCUUACCACAAACGGAUAGUCUAUUGAUUGGCAUGAAUGCCACAGUGACCGGUUGGGGGCGUCUCAGUGAGGGCGGCACACUGGCGUCCGUAUUACAAGAGGUAUCGGUGCCGAUUGUGAGUAACGGCAUUUGCGAAUCGAUGUUUGCGCGCGCCGGACGCCAGGAGUCGAUACCGGAUAUAUUCGUGUGUGCGGGCUAUGAGAAUGGCGGACAUGACUCGUGUCAGGGUGACUCUGGCGGACCGUUGCAGGUUAAAUCCGCUGACGGCCGUUUCUUCUUGGCCGGCAUUAUCUCGUGGGGCAUUGGCUGUGCGGAGGCAAAUUUGCCCGGCGUUUGCACACGCAUCUCGCGUUUCGUGCCUUGGAUCAUGGAAAAUGUAUCGUGAUAGA